Loxodonta africana (African savanna elephant) is the source of this 7886-nucleotide messenger RNA. RefSeq names its product spermine oxidase (gene SMOX). Bases 149 to 1906 code for a protein of 585 amino acids. The transcript is spliced from 8 exons. NCBI's taxonomy places the organism in Eukaryota, Metazoa, Chordata, Mammalia, Proboscidea, Elephantidae. Gene Ontology annotation, molecular function: polyamine oxidase activity. The record is from RefSeq and is a predicted model, not a curated record.
CCUACGGUCCCAGCGGCGGCUGGAGGAGGAAGCCAGGCGGCUGGAGGAGGAGGGGAGGCGGAGGAGACCGAGGCUGGAGCACCGCUCGCCGUAGACUCACUUCCCCGGCUCAGCAGGGAAAGGUUCCUAGGAGGCGAGUACGGACGGUAUGCAAAGUUGUGAAUCCAGUGGCGACAGUGCGGAUGACCCUCUCAGUCGUGGCCUGCGGAGCAGGGGACAGCCUCGUGUGGUGGUGAUCGGUGCCGGCUUGGCUGGCCUGGCUGCAACCAAAGCGCUUCUGGAGCAGGGCUUCACGGAUGUCACAGUGCUUGAGGCGUCCAGCCGUGUUGGAGGCCGUGUGCAGAGCGUGAAACUCGGACACGCCACCUUUGAGCUGGGAGCCACCUGGAUCCAUGGCUCCCAUGGGAAUCCCAUCUAUCAUCUAGCAGAAGCCAAUGGUCUCCUGGAAGAGACUACUGAUGGGGAGCGAAGCGUGGGCCGCAUCAGCCUCUAUUCCAAGAAUGGCGUGGCCUGCUACCUCACCAACCGCGGCCGCAGGAUCCCCAAGGACGUGGUUGAGGAAUUCAGCGAUUUAUACAACGAGGUCUAUAACUUGACCCAGGAGUUCUUCCGGCAUGGUAAACCAGUCAAUGCUGAGAGUCAGAACAGUGUGGGGGUGUUCACCCGGGAGGAGGUGUGCAACCGUAUCAGGGAUGACCCUGAUGACCCGGAGGCCACCAAGCGCCUGAAGCUCGCCAUGAUCCAGCAGUACCUGAAGGUGGAAAGCUGUGAGAGCAGCUCGCACAGCAUGGAUGAGGUGUCCCUGAGCGCCUUUGGGGAGUGGACGGAGAUCCCCGGCGCCCACCACAUCAUCCCCUCGGGCUUCAUGCGGGUUGUGGAGCUGCUGGCCGAGGGCAUCCCAGCCCACGUCAUCCAGCUGGGGAAACCUGUCCGUUGUGUUCACUGGGACCAGGCCUCGGCCCGCCCCCGGGGCCCUGAGAUUGAGCCCCGAAGGGAAGGUGACCACAAUCGCUACCCUGGGGAGGGUGACCAGGGGGGAGAGGAGCCCCGGGAGGACAGGCGGGGUGAGGACGAGCAGUGGCCGGUGCUGGUGGAGUGCGAAGACUGUGAGGUGGUCCCGGCAGACCACGUGAUUGUGACCGUGUCGCUGGGUGUGCUCAAGAGGCAGUAUGCCAGCUUCUUCCGGCCAGGUCUGCCUGCAGAGAAGGUGGCUGCCAUUCAUCGCCUGGGCAUCAGCACCACUGACAAGAUCUUUCUUGAAUUUGAGGAGCCCUUCUGGGGCCCCGAGUGCAAUAGCCUACAGUUUGUGUGGGAGGAUGAGGCAGAGAGCCGCACCCUCACCUACCCGCCCGAGCUCUGGUACCGCAAGAUCUGCGGCUUCGAUGUCCUUUACCCGCCUGAGCGCUACGGCCACGUGCUGAGCGGCUGGAUCUGUGGGGAGGAGGCCCUCGUCAUGGAGAAGUGUGAUGACGAGGCGGUGGCUGAGAUCUGCACGGAGAUGCUCCGUCAGUUCACAGGGAACCCCAACAUUCCUAAACCUCGGCGAAUCCUGCGCUCAGCUUGGGGGAGCAACCCCCACUUCCGAGGCUCCUAUUCAUAUACGCAGGUGGGCUCAAGUGGGGCAGACGUGGAGAAGCUGGCCAAACCCCUGCCGUACACGGAGAGCUCCAAGGCGGCGCAUGGCAGCUCCUCAAAGCAGCAGCCCGGUCACCUUUUAUCUUCCAAGUGCCCAGAACAGUCCCGGGACCCUAAUAGGGGCUCCAUAAAGCCCAUGCAGGUGCUGUUCUCAGGGGAGGCCACCCAUCGCAAGUACUACUCCACCACCCAUGGUGCUCUACUCUCUGGCCAGCGGGAGGCUGCCCGCCUCAUCGAGAUGUACCGAGACCUCUUCCAGCAGGGGACCUGAGGGCCUUCCUCAUUGCCGAGCGUGUUCCUUCAAGAACCACUAACUCGUGACUGCCAGCCCUUGCCCCCUGCUGCCAUGUGCUCCUAAUCUUCUAACCCUCUGUAGAAUGGAGUUUUCUCUUUUGUAGAGAUAGAUGCCCUGACUGGCUUCAGACCUGGCCCUGUAGCUUUCCUUCUGGUCCUGACCAGGGUGGGGCUCAUUGACUUACCUCUUCCUCUGACCCCUGACCUCCCUGUGCAGCCCUGCCUCUCCUGACUCAUUAUUGUAAGUGCCUUCAAUACUUUGCAUUUUGAGAUAAUAAAAAGAGGCCUACCUUUCCUGUGCUCCUCAGCUUCUCUCUUCUGUUGUCCUCAGCCCCUGUGUUUUCUUCUUUUUUUAAUCAUACCCCUGUCUUAGUUAUCUAGUGCUGCUGCUGUAACAGAAAUGCCACAAGUGGAUGGCUUUAACAAACAGAAGCUUAUUCUCUCAGAGUCUAGUAGGCUAGAAGUCCAAAUUCAAGACAUCAGCUCCAAGGGAAGGCUUUGUCUGUUGGCUCUGGAGGAAGGUCCUUGUCAUCAGUCUUCCCCCGGACUAGGAGCCUCUCUACGCAGGAACCCCAGGUCCAAAGGACGUGCUGUGCACCCGGCACUGCAUUCUUGGUGGUAUGAGGUAUCCCUGUCUCUCUGUUCACUUCUCUCUUUUAUAUAUCAAAAGAGACUGUCUCAAGACACGAUCCAAUCUUGUAGAUCGAGUCUUGCCUCAUUAACUAACUGCUGCCUAUCCCACCUUAUGGAGGUAGGAUUUAUAACACAUAGGAAAAUCACAUCAGAUGACAAAAUGGUGGACAGUCACAUAAUACUGGGAAUCACGGCCUAGCUAAGAUGACACACAUUUUUGGGGGACAUAAUUCAAUCCACCCUUUGGCCCCCCAAAAUUCAUGUCUUUGCCACAUGUAAAACACAUUCACCCCAUCAUAUCAUAGCAAAAGUCCAAAAUCCAAAAACCCUCUUCAUCUGUGAAAUCUAGAAUACAAGUUAUCUGCUUCCAAAGUCCAAUGGUGAAACAGGCACAAGCUAGACAUUUCCAUUAGAAGUGGGAGAAAUUGGAAAAAAAGUAUAACAGGCACCAAGCAAUUGGCAGAACACAAUUAUAUUAGCCCCCAAGGCUUUGAAAACAAUCCUCUGUUCUCUGAGACAAUUUACACAAUGGCCCUGCCCUCCAGACUCUAGGUAUUGGGCACACUGUCCAGAUUAUGAGUGGCGGUCCCUGGCCCUGGGGUUCAGCUUGGCUUUCCAGGCCCACUGGAACACCAGCUUUCGCUCCCUCAGCUUUAGGCACACCAUUCUCCUAGUCCAUCUGAGUGGUGACUGCACCCUUAGAAACACCAGAGGCUAUGGAUCUACCCUUUGAAGCCCCAUAGGUCUUGGCCAUACCAUUUGAGACUGAGGCAGCUUGACUUCUUGUGUUCCUUUUCUCUUCAGCUUCUGCUUCCUGGUUCCUUGGCUUCUCGGCCUCUCGGGCCUCUGCUGGGGCAAGUAUUCCAAAGAUCUGUAGCUCCACUGAUAAGUGCCGGGAGGCACCCCACUCUACCAGUAAACUUUGGCCAGAAGGUACUCAGCUGUCUUGCUUCGUGGGUUGGCAAGCCUAGCUCCAUCGAUAAGUGCCUGGAGGCACCCCACUCUGCCAGGAAGCCUCCUGCACAAAGGCACUCAGCUCUCUCACUCUGGGGGUCAGCUCUAGCACUCUUUGGUGCUGGUCUCUUGGUUCUGCUGCUGCUGGUUCUCUGCUGCUGCUGGUUCUCUGCUGCUGCUUCUCGCCAUCUGUGCCAUCUCUGGUGUUAACGGUUCUCCUCACUGCCCUCCAAGUCCUCUAUCCAUUCACAGCUUUAAAACCGUUUACACAUUUUAAGUAUCUGUUAGAGCAGCAUACUACUCUCUCAGUACAAAAUACUGUCUUAGUUACCUGGUGCUGCUAUAACAGAAAUCCCACAAGUGGAUGGCUUUAACAAACAGAGGUUUAUUCUCUCACUGUCUAGUAGGCUAGAAGUCCAAAUUCAGGGUGUCAGCUCCAGGGGAAGGCUUUUUCUGUCGGCUCUGGAGGAAGCCUCUUGUCAGCAAUCUUCCCAUGGACUAGGAGCCUCUCCACGCAGGAACCAAAGGAUGCACUCUGCUCCCAGCACUGCAUUCUUGGUGGUAUGAGGUCCCUGUCUCUCUGCACCCUUCUCUCUUUUGUAUCUCAAAAGAGAUUUUCUCAAGACAAUCCAGUCUUGUAGGUUGAGUCCUGCCUCAUUAAAAUAACUGCUGCCUAUCCCACCUCAUUAACAUCAUAGAGGUAGGAUUUAUAACAUAUGAAAAUCACAUCAGAUGACAAAAUGGUGAACAAUCACACAAUACUGGGAAUCAUGGCCUAGCCAGUUUGAUACACAUAUUUUUGGGGGAUACAAUUCAAUCAAUGACACCUCCUUUGAGUGAGAAGAUGGUUGGGGAGCCAUGGCCUGUCUGGGCCCCCAGAAGGAAAGUGCCUGCAUUUCCUGGAAGGGGUGUCCCUGUACCUCAGUGUGGUUGGGGCUAUUUGCCUGUCUGUGUGGAGGCCCCUCAAGGAUAAGGGCCCCUCUUCCUGCCAGACCCCAGCUCCUUCAGGCAGACCUGGUUCAUCCGCUGGUCUUUGCCUGACUUGUCAGAGCCUGACUGGAAGAUGAGGCCACUUGGAGUGGAGUGGAGUGAGUUCCAUGGGAGGGGAGACCCUGCUUAGAUGUGUUAAUUAUUAUAUCAGCAUCACCUGCCCACAGGGCUUUGUGCCUGGCCCAUGCUGCCAUCAUUUGGAAAGGUAGAUAGUCUGGCCAUUGUUUUGGCAGAGAGAUAUUCCCGAUUGUCUCCCACUUGCUAUAUUCCAAGGACCUGCCAGUUAUUGGGGGCUAGUCUGUUCUCUUUUUUGCUCAGUAAAAAAAAACAUAUCUAUACACACACCUCCAUACGCUCACCUUCAUACACAUACACCUACAUACACUUACAUAUACUUACCCACAUACAAAUAUACACACACAGACCUGCACACACACCCCCUACCUCUACACACAUACUUACAUAUAUUCACACUUACAUACACCCACUCCCACAUAGAUACACAUACAAACAUGCAUAUACAUACCUAUACACAGGUAUAUACACACAUACACACCUGUACACAUACAAUUACAUGUACAGAACCUUAAAGAACAUGUAGUCAUUUCCUUACUCCAGGUUUCUUGUGGUAGAGUUCCAAAUCUAUAGAAGUGAGGGGAUGGGGUGGUGGAGAGAGGUGGGCUUACUGGUCUAACGAUAUAUGAUGGUUAAGGUUGUGUAUCGACUUGGCUGGGCCAUGAUUCUCAGUGGUUUGGUAAUUAUGGUAUAGUUUGGCAGCUAUGUAAUGAUGUAAUCACUUCCAUAAUGAGAUCUGAUAUAAUGUAAACACCUCCAUGAUGAGAUCUGCUAUGAGCAGCCAAUCACUUGAAAGGGAGUUUCCUUGGGGGUAUGACCUGCAUCCAAUAUACGUAGACUUUCUGGCAAAGCUCCCUGGCUUUUGCUUUGCUCUGGAUCCUGCAUUUGGUUCGUCAUCAUCUGGCCUCCGGUUCUUGGGAUUUGAGCCGGCAACAUGUCAUCUUACCUGCCAAUCUUGGAUUCAUGAGCCUCUGCAGCCCGUGAGCCAGCUGCCUGUCGUCUGACCUGCCAAUCUUGGGUUCAUCAGCCCCUGUGACUAUGUGAAUCAGGAGAAGCCUCCAGCCUGAUGCCUGACCCAGGGACUUGGGACUUGCCAGCCUCUACAACUGCGUGAGCCAUUUCCUUGAGAUAAAUCUUUCUCUUUAUAUAUAUGUGCUUCACAGGUUUUGCAUCUCUAGAGAAUCCAGACACCACAUAUGAGUUCAGGUCAGGCCCUCUUCUCAUUUAGGGCAUUGCCCUUGAUGUGACCUUAUGCCACCCCCAGGUUGUUGUGGAGUAUGUCCAACUCACAGAUAGGCCUACACACGCCACCCUACCUGUACCCCUCUAUGUUCUGGCCUAUAUUCACACCUAACAAGCAUCUUGCUUUGCCAGGGUUGAUGCACAGAAAUCUUCAUGGAGUUUACACUGGAUUCGUAGUCACUUGCUGGCAUAACUUUAAAUGUAAACAUAUAAAAUUUUAUGUAAACAUAAUAAAAUUUUUUUUGAAUAGAGGAUCUAUCCCUGUGGUUCAAGCCCCAAAGCUACAAAAGGACACACUGUGACUUGUCUCCUCCCGCACCUGCCCCAGUUGCCACUGCUCUCCCCGCAACCCCACGUUGUUACUGUCUCGAGUGUCCUCUCAGAGAUCUAAGCGAGCAUAAACCUGUAUCCUUCUCCCUCCUUUUUAUGCAGAAGGUGACAAAGCAUACAGCCGGUGCUUGUUUCCGGUAACAAUGUACCUUGGCGAUCUCCGCACAACAGCAUUUAAACAGACCAUGUAAAUUGGGUGACACUCUUACUUUGGUUAGAGUGUGUCUCCUUCUUGACCGAAUUACUCCACAGGGAGCCCCUUCUAGAGUUCGGCCUAGCAUGCACUGAGCCAGCAUGGACCCUCCCCAGUUCCUGGGUUUUCCUAUCACCUGCCGUGGGCAGGACAGAAGCAGCCCAUCGUGUAAAGAUGGGGGUAGAAAACAAUAAUAAAUAGAUUCUCAGAAUCACAGGUGUAGGACUUUUAGGACUCCAUGCGGUGAAAGGGUAGGGGAAUGUUUAUUUGGUGACUGCAUGUUGGGAACUCAGGUGUGAGUAAGAGGAGGCGGAGAAUGUUUGCCUAGUGCUCACGGCCCGCAGGGCAGAACGUCAGUCAUAAACGAUGGCACAGUGUCUCCUCAUUUGACGUGCAUGCCCAUGCAGGCUGACAGGGGCCAUGUGUCCCUGGGAGAAAUGAAACCUCAGGGAAGUUCAGUAACUUGCCUGAAGGCCUUCAGUACGUGGUGAUGCUGAGACUUGAACUGAAGUCUGCCUGUGUGAGCUCAUUUUAUGGGUGAGGAGAGGCUGGUGCCAUCAAAACAGAGCCCAUUGCUCAGGGAGAAACUGGAACAGCCACCCUGGAAGACUGUGGCUCUUGUUAGCUGCCGUCAAGUCAGCCCAGACUCAUGGUGGGCCCGUGCACAACAGAACAACUGUUGUGCUCCGUAGGCUUUUCACUGGCUGCUUUUUCAAAGUAGAUCACCAGGCCCUUCUCCCUAGUCCUUCUUAGUCUGGCAGCUCUGCUGAAAUCUGUUCAGCGUCAUAGCAACACACAAGCCUCGGCCGAGGAUGAGUGGUGGUUGCGCAUGAGGUGUAUUGUCUGGGAAUCGAACCUGGGUCUCCUGCAUAGAAGAAAAGAAAUCUACUACACAAUACUGUGGCAGAGUCUACUUAAGCUGCCCAUGUGCCUGCCAGCAUUUCCACUCCUGGGCGUGUACCUGAGAGAAAUGAGUCCAUGUGCCCACCAAAAAUAUGUAUAGGACUGUUCACAGCAACAUAGCUCGUAAUAGCUAGAAGUUGGGAACAGCCCGGAUGCCCAGCAGGAGUAGAAUGGAUAAGCUGCAGUUAUGUUCAUCAGUGGAAUACUAGAUAGCAGUAAAAUAAAGUGAACUGAUAUUUGCAACAACAUGGGUGAAUCUCAAAAACACUAUGUUGAGUGAAAGAAGCCGGGCACUAAAGCCAGAGACCACAUACUAUAUGAUUCCCUUUGUAGAAAGUUCAAGAACCUGUAAAAUUACCGUCUGGUGUUAGAAGUGAGGGAGUGGGGUAGUGACUGGGAGGGGGCAUGAGGUAACUUUCUGGGGUCAUGGAAAUGUUCCAUAUCUUGACCUGGGUGGUGGUUGAAUGGGUGUAUACAUUGUUAAAAAUGCAUCCGAUUGUACUGUGCACUUUACUGUAUAUAUAACUCAAUAAAAAAAGUUCAAAAAAGUUUGAAGACUCCCUUUCCCUCCCCUCCAGCCCAAAACACAGAGUAGAUCUGGUUGCAUAAAAACCAAACCAUCUGCCAGCGAGUUGAC